This is a messenger RNA of Dioscorea cayenensis subsp. rotundata (Guinea yam), 1276 nucleotides long. RefSeq names its product CBBY-like protein. Gene Ontology annotation, molecular function: hydrolase activity. Bases 208 to 912 code for a protein of 234 amino acids. Lineage: Eukaryota; Viridiplantae; Streptophyta; Magnoliopsida; Dioscoreales; Dioscoreaceae. The record is from RefSeq and is a predicted model, not a curated record. The transcript has 8 exons.
UGAAAGAAAGGAGAAUGAGAAGCAUGGCCAUGGCUUUCCAAUCCAGCUGCUUCUUGGGGGAUCCUACCCAAAAAAAGCCAUCUUUCUUCGUUCCUUUGCUUAAAGAUUGCUUCUUUUCCUAAUUUCGAGCUGAACCUGAGAGCUAAGAGUGCUGUCUCGGAGAGGAGGUGUGGAAUUGGAGUGAUUUUUCCACCAAGUAGGAAGAGGAUGGUGGUUUGUUUGGCAUCAUCGUCUUCUGCUGCUCCAUCGACACUCCCUGCUGCGCUGCUCUUUGAUUGUGAUGGCGUGCUUGUUGAUACUGAGAAGGAUGGUCAUCGGGUCUCCUUUAAUGAUACAUUUGCUGAGAAAGAAUUGGGUGUCACUUGGGAUGUAGACUUGUAUGGUGAACUGCUCAAGAUUGGUGGUGGAAAGGAAAGAAUGACAGCAUAUUUUAACAAGACAAGUUGGCCUGAUAAUGCUCCAAAGACGGAAGGAGAAAGGAAAGACUUCAUAGCUUCUCUUCAUAAAAGAAAGACAGAAUUGUUUAUGGCCCUUAUUGAGAAAAAACAGCUUCCCCUUCGACCUGGUGUUGCGAGGCUGAUCGACGAGGCAUUAGCUAAAGGGGUCAAAGUAGCUGUUUGCAGUACAUCUAAUGAGAAGGCGGUCUCUGCUGUAGUUUCUUUCUUAUUAGGUCCUGAGAGAGCAAACAAGAUCGAUAUAUUUGCAGGUGAUGUUGUUCCUCGUAAGAAACCUGAUCCGGCCAUUUAUUUAUUAGCAGCCAGUACUCUUGGAGUUGAGCCAUCAAGCUGUGUGGUGGUGGAAGACAGUGCAAUCGGUCUUACAGCAGCCAAAGCCGCUGGCAUGAAGUGCAUAGUAACCAAGAGCAGUUUACACAGCAGAAGAGGACUUCUUAACGGCGGAUGCAGUAUUUGAUUGCAUUGGAGACCCUCCCGAGGAGCAUUUUGACUUGACAUUCUGCGCUAAUCUUCUUCAAAAGCAAUACGUGAGCUAGCAGCUCGAAAAUGCCUGUCCGUCUUGCUCUCGAGUUAUGAUAUGCCACCACCACCACAAACAUGAAAUGCAGGAAAACUUUUAGGCUGUUUCAGUAAAAACCCAAAAGUGAUAAGAAAGAUGUAUUCUAUUUGGAAUCACUAAAAUUCUUUGUGGAUUUUGUCGCAAGCUCAGACAACCUUUGUAAUGGCUAUGCGAAAUGACUACUAUUAGAUUUCCUCAAAACAGUAAGUUUUCGGACAUAAGAAGCAAUAAAACAUAUAUGUGAUCAUGCUUCUUCAGCAUA